AUGGUAUUCAUUGACUUGGAGAAAGCAUAUGAUAGCAUACUACAACAUGUCAUAUGGGAUAGCCUCAAGGCUAGAGGUAUUUGUUCAGUAUACAUUGAAGCUAUACGGGAUAUGUACGACAGAGUUUCGACUAACAUUCAAACACCGGUGGGGAUAACAGAGCUUUUUCCGGUUAAAGUUGGAUUACAUCAGAAUAUCGUUAUAUCAUAUGAUUUGCUUUUAAGCUUAUGGGUGAAUCAUCCUGAAACAAUUCCUCUUUCUCAUCGGGUUCAGUCAGGUUCAGUUUCAAGGUUCAAUACAUAUCGAGUUAUCGGGUCAGUUUUGAACACCUCUGGAAUUUAUAUCAAUCGUCUAUUCACGUGCAUGUAUGAAAAUGGGCAGAUUGUUGAUGGCAUUAAGCUGCUGAUUCUAGUGCUUAUUUAUCCUGCCAACCCAUAA
This is a messenger RNA of Amaranthus tricolor (Joseph's coat), 438 nucleotides long. RefSeq lists its product as uncharacterized. The coding region runs from base 1 to 438 and encodes 145 amino acids. The transcript is spliced from 5 exons. NCBI's taxonomy places the organism in Eukaryota, Viridiplantae, Streptophyta, Magnoliopsida, Caryophyllales, Amaranthaceae. The record is from RefSeq and is a predicted model, not a curated record.